AUGCCGAUAGAUAAAAAUAUAAAUGUUCUAAUGGUGUCAAUGGCCUUACAAGGUCACAUCAACCCCAUGUUAAAGUUUGCCAAGCUCCUUAUUUCAAAGGGUGUUCAUGUUACUAUCGCCACAACUGAAGAAGGUCGUCACCGCAUGCUCAAGCACAAUGCCUCCAUUAACACAAACCCAAAUUCCCAUAACUCAGAAAUCCAACUUGAGUUCUUUUCUGAUGGCCUUAGCCUUGAUUUUGAUCGUUCCGAUACCGAAACAUUAGUCAAAACUAUUCGAGAAAAAGGUUCCAAAAACCUCUCGAGUCUCAUCACCAACCUCACCAAAGUUCACAAUUAUUCUUGUGUGAUUGUCAAUCCCUUUGUGCCUUGGGCUAUAGAUGUAGUUGCUGACCAUGGCAUCCCUUGUGCACUGCUUUGGAUCCAAGCUUGUGCUGUUUAUUCAAUUUACUAUCGUUACUUCAAGAAUACAAAUCCGUUUCCCAAUUUUGAGGACCCCAAUGAGAAAGUGCAGUUACCUGGAUUGCCAGUGUUAGAGGUUAGAGACCUUCCUUCUUUUGUGCUUCCUUCUAGCCCUUAUCACUUCAAGGAAGUUAUGGUGCAUUUAUACCAUUCUUUGGAUAAGGUGAAAUGGAUUUUAGGUGCUUCAUUUUUCGAGAUUGAAGAAGAGAUAGUGAAGUCCAUGGCUUCGCUAGCUCCAAUUUACCCUAUUGGACCACUUGUGUCACCGUUUUUGUUGGGAGAAAAGGAAAACAGUGAUGUAAGUGUGGAUAUGUGGAAUGCUGAAGAUUCCUGCAUAGGGUGGCUUGACGAUAAGCCAUCAUCCUCUGUUAUCUAUGUAUCAUUUGGUAGCUUGAUUGUGUUGUCCCAAAAGCAGAUUGAUAACAUAGCUAUGGCUUUGAAGAAUAGCAACAAAGCAUUUUUGUGGGUGGUUAAGCCACGUGAUGGAGGGUCUAAUAACAAGGAAGAUGUUGCUGAAUUGCCACUUGAAUUCUUUGAAGAAACCAAAGGCAGGGGUUUGGUGGUUAAAUGGUGCCAACAGGAGAAGGUGCUAAUGCACCCUGCUGUGGCUUGCUUUAUUAGUCAUUGUGGGUGGAACUCAACGCUUGAGACAGUGGUUACUGGUGUGCCUGUUAUUGCUUGUCCUUUUUGGACAGAUCAACCAACGAAUGCUAUGCUUAUAGCCAAUGUGUUUCAGAAUGGUGUGAAAAUGAAUUGUGGGGAAGAUGGGAUUGCCAACGCGGAAGAGAUUGAGAGGUGCAUUAGGGACGUCAUGGAGGGGCCAAGUGCUGCAGAGAUGAAGAAUAGGGCUAUGAAAAUGAAAGAGUCGGCAAGAAAAGCGUUACAAGAAGGUGGUACUUCUAAUAAGAAUAUCAAUAAAUUUAUCAGUGACAUGAUUGUUGGGAAUGCAGCUAAUGCUUAA
This is a messenger RNA of Gastrolobium bilobum, 1422 nucleotides long. Its product is annotated as UDP-glycosyltransferase 84B2-like. Gene Ontology annotation, molecular function: UDP-glycosyltransferase activity. NCBI's taxonomy places the organism in Eukaryota, Viridiplantae, Streptophyta, Magnoliopsida, Fabales, Fabaceae. The transcript has a single exon. The coding region runs from base 1 to 1422 and encodes 473 amino acids. The record is from RefSeq and is a predicted model, not a curated record.